This is a messenger RNA of Fonsecaea nubica, 462 nucleotides long. RefSeq lists its product as hypothetical. The record is from RefSeq and is a predicted model, not a curated record. Gene Ontology annotation, biological process: DNA-templated transcription. NCBI's taxonomy places the organism in Eukaryota, Fungi, Ascomycota, Eurotiomycetes, Chaetothyriales, Herpotrichiellaceae. The coding region runs from base 1 to 462 and encodes 153 amino acids. The transcript is spliced from 4 exons. Gene Ontology annotation, molecular function: DNA binding; DNA-directed RNA polymerase activity. Gene Ontology annotation, cellular component: RNA polymerase I complex; RNA polymerase III complex; nucleus.
AUGUCGGACUAUGGUGAUGAGGGCGGCUACGGCCGAGACGAGCCUGACGAUACCUUCUAUGAACCUGAGGACAAUGUCGACGACGAACUGCCGCCGGAUGCCGAAGUCGAUGAAGAAGCCAUCGAGGCGCGGGCUAGAGAGGAAGAGGGCGACGAGAGGACUGUCGUGUCGGCCGAUCCAAAUCAGAAUGUCCAAAAGCCUUCAAGCGAUGCCGACAAGAAAAUUCCUGACGACAAGAGAACUACUACGCCUUACAUGACCAAAUAUGAGCGCGCAAGAGUGCUUGGUACUCGGGCGCUGCAAAUCAGUAUGAAUGCGCCGGUUCUCGUUGACUUGGAAGGCGAGACGGAUCCACUGCAAAUUGCUAUCAAGGAACUGAACCAGAAAAAGAUUCCUCUGAUUGUCCGCCGUUAUUUACCUGAUGGAUGGUAUGAGGAUUGGACGUGCGAAGAACUGUUGUGA